Molecule: messenger RNA, 1806 nt
Organism: Acipenser ruthenus (sterlet)
Lineage: Eukaryota; Metazoa; Chordata; Actinopteri; Acipenseriformes; Acipenseridae
Product: transmembrane protein 82-like
Exons: 6
Source: RefSeq, a predicted model, not a curated record
GCUCUGUGGACGCAUUUCCACAAACGGAACCGUACGUGUUGCAAUACAAAUGUAAUGUGGACUUUGCCUUGUGCUGUGUUAACGUUACCAAUGUGGUCUGAUGCAUUACAACAGCUACACUAUUUAAAGAAACGGAACACACCGUAGCAUAAUUGGUCACAAAGAUUUCCCGGCGCCGAUUCUUCACAAUUAUCCUGAUAGUGUACCUCUCGUCUGUCAGGUACAGAGAUAAUCUCCAUUCUGCUGGUCGCAUACGCAGCUAGUCAGACAUGGUGACCUUUGAAUCUGAAACUCAAACACAGCGGCAACAGCGAGUAGGGUUAAAUACAGUACCCGACUCUGAUUGAAUCAUACUUGUUUUGUUUUUGGAAAGUGUGCUCUAUCGUCGGAAUUGACCGAGGCUUUGCAAGAACCGGGAAGCCAAGAAAAUGUUAUCUUUCAUUCGGUCUUGGCUCCCGGGCUUGCCCAGUUUCCAAUGGAGUAUUCUCAGUACCAACCCCAUCGACAGCGUACUGCAAGGUAUGACCGGAGCCUGCGGUAUCUCAGUCCUGUGUAAUUUAAUGAGAGUUUACCUGUUCAUAAAGUGCUUGAGUGACCCUGAGCGGCUCAGCGCACAGAGGGACCGGCUUCGCUCCUCUCGCUUCUUCACAGAGAUCCUGCACCUCUGCGUUCUGUCAAGCAUCCUGUCUGUGGUGGGGGCGCGGGUGGGGGCUCUGGUGGUCCUGGAGUUCUCUCUCAGGGCUGUGUCUACGAUGCUGUCCACUAGGAAGGGCAGUCAGAACAGCCAGUUGUUCCUGCUCUGUCAGUACUCCCUGGGCUGUGCGCUGACCAGCAGUCUGAGCUUCCUCCAGGAGGGGGCGCCCCACCGCACGCUCAGCCUGCUCCUCGGCGCCGGGCUGGCAGGGCUGCUCACGUGGCACACCCAGGCUCUGGUGCGGCAUGUGGGCACCAUGUACGAGCUGCACAGCAAACAGCGCUACUGUGGGGUCUGCAUCACCCUGCUCACCUGCUGGCACGACAUCCCUGCCCUCCUCACCACCGCGCUCAAGAUCACCUUCGCUGUGGCUGGCAUGGCCGCUGUCUACCUCAUCAACAAGGACUUCCUGUCCACCUCCGAGGCUAUGCGCUUCUGGACCCCACUGACCAUCUGCUACACGCUGCUGGUCAUCUACAUGCAAGAGGAGCAGCAGUAGAACCCCAGCGAGGAGAUGGCCCUCCAGACGGUGUUUGUGCGCAUGGGCGGCCUGCUCAUCCUCAUGCUGACUGUGGGGAAGUGGCUGGAUGUGCUGCACAUCCUGGUGUCUCUGCUGGGGGAGGUGUGGUGUCUGCUGCGGGCCAGGGCCAUGCUGGAGGUGUGCCGGAGCCAGGACUGCUCUGAUUCUGAGGGGGUCUACAGGAGAGGGGCUGAACGAUGGAGUCCAAACACAGGGUCACCCAGAGGUCAUUCCCCCACCAUUGAGGCCAGCAGCCAAUAGGAGCACACCGGAGAGGGGCAGGGACACCCCCACAAUGAGCUGACAUGCAGAAUAGCUUACAAGCUACAGCAAAUAGCCACUGUGAUGUGAGAUAAAAUGCCAUGCAUAUAAAAAAAAAAGGAGGAAUAUUUUUUUAAUUAAAUCUUCUAUUGUGUUGUCACGAGCAGAAACAGUGUGUAUAUGAAGAUGUUUGCAUUCAAUGUGUGGAUGUUUUAGAGGUCAUAAUUUGCUGUAUAAAUAUAUUGUAUAUAUUCCAAAUCAUAGUGUUGCACAGCAUACCUAUGUCUCAGGUAAUGGAUUUGUCAUUGAUAAUACAGUGCCACCAAAAUUA